This is a messenger RNA of Penicillium griseofulvum, 273 nucleotides long. RefSeq lists its product as uncharacterized. NCBI's taxonomy places the organism in Eukaryota, Fungi, Ascomycota, Eurotiomycetes, Eurotiales, Aspergillaceae. Gene Ontology annotation, molecular function: oxidoreductase activity, acting on NAD(P)H. The coding region runs from base 1 to 273 and encodes 90 amino acids. The record is from RefSeq and is a predicted model, not a curated record. The transcript has a single exon.
AUGAAAGAAGCAUAUAUCGGCAAAGCCCUGAACGUCGAGAUUCGUGACGUUCCCAUGCCUGCAGUCGGGCCGGGUGAGCUGCUUAUCCGCGCCAUUGUGUCAGGCACAAACCCCAUGGACUGGAAAAUGCCUAAACUAGUUGGCGGGAACGCAGCGAACCAUGGCGACGACAUUGUCGGCUAUGUUGACGCAGUCGGCGAAGGAGUUACGGGAUUUCGUCACGGCGACCGUGUUGUUGCUUUCCAUCAGAUGUUUACUCCCCAUGGUAGCUAG